CUCGGUCGUUCCCACAGAGGCGCGCGCCGGUUCUGGAGUGGAACAUUCGCUCCCUGCUGCUGCUCCUCCUCCCUCUUCGCUAUUACGUCGCGCGGACGGAGCACCGCGAAGGAGGAAGCGGCGUCGGUCUCCCACCAAGGAGGAGGGGGCGCCAGCGUGACGAGAUGUUGGCGGAAGAAGUGCGGGGAGCUCCCGACGGUGGCUGAGGAGAGGCAGCGCAGGCCGGCCUCCCGCCUCUCUCUCUCAGCCCCCUCUGCUCCGUCCUUCUCCCUCUCCCGUAAGCUGCGGCUCAUGACCCCGAGCUCCUGGCGGGGCGGGCCAGGCGACCGCGAGCCCGGCUGAGGGAGGAACAGCGCGCUCAAGAGUCUCCGCACGUUGCCGCCAAAGUUUGCUGCUCGCGAAAAGACGCUGCUGCAGGUCUUGGAGGAGUAAAGUUUUCCCGUUUUUAAAUUAUUGCUGUUACUGCUAUUAUUUUUGGCUGCUCUGCUGAACGGGGAACGUGGACGCGGGAAGGCGCAGCGGGGAAACCUUUUGGCUGCGUUUCUUCUCCCAUACUCACCCAUUCAUCGCCUGUUGGGUAUUUUGGCUUUCUUCCAUUGCUUUUCCUGGAGGAUAUUGGAUUAAGAAUAACCCUUGCCUUUACCUUGUAAAUCUGUUUCCCCCUUUUCUUGGGGAUGUCGGAUUAAGUGCCCCCUUAUUUGGAAGCCCUUCUUUCCUUGGAGUGUUGGAUUACAAGCCCCCUUUAUUCGGAAGACCCGAUUCCUGAAGGCGUUUGGAUUAAAAAAUUCCGCGCUUGCACACUCAAACUCCUACUCGGGGUUUUUAGGGUCUAGUUUCUGUGUCUCCCUGCCGCUCCAAAUUUGGAACCCCCUUCUUUGGGGCACUUGGAUUAAGUGAGUCUUCCUCUCUUUUACUGGGGGCGUUCCGCUGGGAGCGCCCCCCGUCGCCAGCUCUACUUUUCUUCCCUGGGGUGGUUAUAUGCUUCAAGAGAGAGACGACGAGGAACCCCCCGCCGUCUGGCCCUCGCCCAGCCAUGUCGACUGCUAUCUCCCCCGCGGAAAAAGUGGAUGGCUUCACGCGGAGGUCGGUGCGCAAGGCGCAGAAACAGAAGCGAUCGCAGGGCUCCUCGCAGUUCCGGACGCAGGGCAGCCAAGUGGAGCUCUUCCCGCUGCCCCAGCUCAAAGAUGCUACUUCAAAUGAACAGCAAGACCUCUUCUGUCAGAAGUUACAGCAAUGUUGUGUACUGUUUGAUUUCAUGGACUCUGUAUCUGAUUUGAGGAGCAAAGAAAUUAAAAGAGCAACACUGAAUGAACUAGUGGAAUAUGUUUCGACAAAUCGUGGAGUGAUUAUUGAAUCAGCAUAUUCAGACAUAGUGAAAAUGAUUAGUUCUAAUAUCUUUAGAACACUUCCACCAAGUGAAAAUCCAGAUUUUGAUCCAGAAGAAGAUGAACCUACACUAGAAGCUUCAUGGCCCCAUAUACAGCUGGUAUAUGAAUUUUUACUACGUUUUUUAGAGAGUCCAGAUUUCCAGCCUAGCAUUGCAAAACGUUAUAUUGACCAGAAAUUUGUACAGCAGCUGUUGGAGCUUUUUGAUAGUGAAGAUCCACGAGAGCGUGAAUUCCUUAAAACAGUGCUUCAUCGAAUUUAUGGCAAGUUCCUUGGAUUACGAGCAUUCAUCAGAAAACAAAUCAACAAUAUUUUUCUCAGGUUUAUAUAUGAAACAGAACACUUCAAUGGUGUUGCUGAGCUACUUGAGAUACUAGGAAGUAUUAUCAAUGGUUUUGCAUUGCCGUUGAAAGCAGAACAUAAACAGUUCCUUAUGAAGGUUCUUAUUCCUAUGCAUACUGCAAAGGGAUUAGCUUUAUUUCAUGCACAGCUGGCCUACUGUGUUGUUCAAUUCUUGGAGAAAGAUAUGACCUUGACAGAACCGGUUAUCAGAGGAUUGCUCAAAUUUUGGCCAAAAACAUGCAGCCAGAAAGAGGUCAUGUUUUUAGGUGAAAUUGAAGAAAUCCUAGAUGUAAUAGAACCAACACAAUUCAAGAAAAUAGAAGAACCUCUCUUUAAACAGUUAGCCAAAUGUGUGUCAAGUUCACAUUUUCAGGUUGCAGAAAGGGCUUUAUACUACUGGAAUAAUGAAUACAUUCUUGGCCUGAUUGAGGAGAACAUUGAUAAAAUUCUGCCAAUUAUGUUUGGUAGUUUAUACAAGAUCUCCAAAGAACACUGGAAUCUGACAAUUAUAUCAUUAGUAUAUAAUGUGCUGAGAACACUGAUGGAGAUGAAUGGAAAACUAUUUGAUGAACUCACAAGCUCUUACAAAGCAGAAAAACAAAGAGAGAAGAAGAAAGAGCUUGAACGUGAAGAACUCUGGAAGAAGCUGGAAGAACUAAAGUUAACGAAAGAUCAGUCUCACCAGCUGAGCAAUGCGUCCUCCACGAUAAAUGCACCAAACGACGAAGUGCCAAAUGAAAGUGACAGCCUCUCUUUGUGAGAGACCUUUUAUACACAAGGUUUUUUAAAUAUGUAAAAAAAGCAAAAGAGAAACCUCAUCAGUAUAUUUGAAAUGGCCAACCUUUUUCCUCUGGCAAAGUGUAAAUGACAUUUUUGAACUGAAAUACAGUAAUUGAAUGUGACAUUAUUUACCACAACAUAUUGUAAAUUUGUCUCUAAUCAUUGUUAUAUUGUCACUUCUGACAUUUCACAGAAACAAAUUUUAUCAUUUAUGAUGUGUGUGAUUUAAUAAUGGGAGUGGUGAAAAUUAUGACUUGAACUUCUCUUUCUUUCCUUUUUUUUUUUUUAAAUCGUGUUGCACAUAGGCAUAGAAGUCAGCUAUUUACAUUUCCCACCGAUGUGCUUUCUGCAUUACUGUAGGUUUGGGUUGAGAUUCUGGAAGACUUUGAGCUUUGCUGUAUUGUCUCAAAUGAAACUAAGACUGUCAUCUUAUACCAAUUUAUGUGAGAGUGAGACCCGUUAAACCCGGUGGAGCUUGCUUCUGAGUAAACAUGCAUAGGAUCAGGUUGAAAUUUGUAUCUAAAUUAAAUGACACAGAUUUCAGAACUAUUGCUGCAUAAGGUGUUUCAGAGAGCAAAGAACCAUGGGGCAGAGUAUAUAGCACAACUCAGACAUUCUGACCUCCUCUCUCCCACAAUCAUCACUGUGUGAAGGUGAGAUUAGUAGUAAGUAUGUUGGUUGCAUAUUCCACAUGUCCGAUCACUGCUCCUGUGGCCUUUCACCUAUUUGGGGCUGAAUAUGCAGCAGGGAGACUUUUUACUUAAAUAGAUUCUAUGUGUGAUUUAGAAUGUUAGAAGAUCAGGGUUUUAAUCUGCAUUGGAAGCCUUUUCUAGUAAACAUUUCUCCCUGCUGAAUAAAUUGAGCCUACAGCGUGGGGAGCUGCAGAAAUGGCCAUGUAGACAUGCAGGAGGAGGAGCAUUUAGCUUUUCCCCACUCUCCCCAUCAAUUGAUGGUAAUUGUCUAGAGGGGUAGAAUGCUUGAUUAGGGCUUGGCUUUAAAUAAAGCAACAAGUUAAAAAUACGAUGUAGCAUGUGCGCGUUCUGGAUGAAUAAUGAGGAAACAUCAACUUCUACUGAAAGACUGCAGUACUGCCCAUUUAGCCCCUACAUCUCUCCAUCUCUAGUGAGGAUUCAGUGGUCAUGUAUCCAGUGGUAUAACUGAGGAUUGGAGCCUAUCAUUGAACUUCCAAACUUAGUUCAAGUGUUCUUGUAGAUCCUAGCAGUUUCCUGCUUUUCAGUCUGGUUCUGCAAAAUGGUCCAACCUCUCAUUAAAAGUUAGCAUUGAUCAAUGCUUAUCCAGGUAUAGGAUCAUCUAUGUGACUCAACAGUUCCUUGUUUUCUUCUAAGAAAAAUACAGUGUGCUUUUUAAGAUGGCAAAAGCUGACUCUAGAAGUUUUUCUGUUUUUAUUUGAUCAGGUGGAGCAUUUUUUGUGGAUCUUUCUAUCAGAGUACCAUUCCAGUCUCUUAAAUUGCAAUUGUAUGGAAAAUGGUUUUGUAUUGAAAGAUUGAGGGAUUGAGCAGCAUUCAAUAAAGUCUUUAUGUUUGUAA
This is a messenger RNA of Varanus komodoensis (Komodo dragon), 4055 nucleotides long. It is a transcript of the gene PPP2R5A, whose product is annotated as protein phosphatase 2 regulatory subunit B'alpha. The coding region runs from base 1034 to 2488 and encodes 484 amino acids. Lineage: Eukaryota; Metazoa; Chordata; Lepidosauria; Squamata; Varanidae. Gene Ontology annotation, molecular function: protein phosphatase activator activity. The record is from RefSeq and is a predicted model, not a curated record. Gene Ontology annotation, biological process: signal transduction; protein dephosphorylation. The transcript has 13 exons. Gene Ontology annotation, cellular component: cytosol; nucleus; protein phosphatase type 2A complex.